Messenger RNA from Vigna radiata var. radiata (mung bean), 1562 nucleotides. Its product is annotated as methionine gamma-lyase. Gene Ontology annotation, biological process: transsulfuration. The transcript is spliced from 2 exons. The record is from RefSeq and is a predicted model, not a curated record. Gene Ontology annotation, molecular function: pyridoxal phosphate binding; carbon-sulfur lyase activity. Gene Ontology annotation, cellular component: cytoplasm. The coding region runs from base 103 to 1422 and encodes 439 amino acids. NCBI's taxonomy places the organism in Eukaryota, Viridiplantae, Streptophyta, Magnoliopsida, Fabales, Fabaceae.
AAUUGGAUUAGUACAACAAAAUAGAGCUUCCGUGGCACACUAGUUGCUACAACUCACGCAAAAAACCUUCUUCCUUUCCUUUCAGCACCACCACUACAACCAAUGGCAGACACAUACGUUUUGGCCACUCAGAAGCGCAACCGCACGGAUGAACCUAACGGCAGUGACUCCAAGAAACUCAUGCUGCACGGAGAGGCGGAUCCAGCCGCAGCGUUGGCCAGCGCACGGCAUGAGUUUGGGGAGCACGGCGGAGUGAACAUGUCGAUCGAGGCGUCGGCGACUUUCACGGUGAUGGAGCCAGAGACGAUGCGUCGCAUGUUCUCCGGCGAGCUUGGCCCUGACCGGGACUUUUUCAUCUACAGUCGCCACUUCAACCCGACGGUGCUGAACCUGAGCCGUCUCAUGGCUGCGCUGGAAGGCACAGAGGCGGCGUACUGCACCGCCAGCGGGAUGUCGGCUAUCAGUGCCGUGCUGUUGCAGCUGUGCAGUCACGGGGAACACGUGGUGGCAUCCAGAACGUUGUACGGUGGGACCCACGCUCUGUUCUCGCACUUUCUACCACGCACGUGCGGGAUAGAAACAAGUUUUGUGGAGGUGACGGAUCUUGAGAUGGUGGAUGAGGCCAUGGUGGAGGGGAAGACCAAAGUGCUUUACUUCGAGUCAAUUUCGAACCCGACGCUUACGGUGGCAAACAUACCGGAGCUGUGCCGUAUGGCACGACGUAAGGGGGUGACGGUGGUGGUGGACAACACGUUCGCGCCCAUGGUGCUUACGCCGGCGCGUCUUGGUGCUGAUGUGGUGGUUCACAGUAUCACCAAGUUCAUCAGCGGUGGGGCCGACAUAAUCGCAGGGGCUGUGUGUGGGCCUGCAAGCCUGGUGAAUAAGAUGAUGGACCUGCAACAAGGAUCCUUAAUGCUCUUGGGCCCCACAAUGAAUGCAAAGGUGGCAUUUGAACUUUCCGAGAGAAUCCCACACCUGGGCCUAAGAAUGAAGGAGCACAGUCAACGGGCUUUAUUGUUCGCAAGGAGGCUGAAAAGCCUGGGCCUGAGGGUGAUCUACCCGGGCCUGGAGGAGCACCCGCAGCACCAAUUACUGAAGUCGAUGCACAAUGCUGAGUAUGGGUUCUGUGGGCUUAUCUGCCUGGAUAUGGAGACUGAAGAGAGGGCUAACCGGUUGAUGAACCACUUGCAGAACUAUGGGCAGUUCGGGUUCAUGGCGGUGAGCUUGGGCUACUAUGAGACUCUGAUGUCUUGCUCUGGAAGUAGCACCAGCAGCGAGUUAAACCCAGAGGAAAAGAAACUCGCUGGGAUUUCACCUGGGCUUGUGAGAAUGUCCAUUGGGUACAUUGGCACCUUCGAGCAGAAAUGGGCCCAGCUCGAGAAGGCCCUAACUAGACUUAACGAGCCUCUGUGCAAGAAUUGAAGCCCAUUAGCACCUCUAUGUUCAGGCUUUCGAAAAUAUUAAUAAUACCAGUAUGUCUAAUAAGUUCUGUAUUAACACUUCAUCGGUUCUCUCUAAUGGAUGUAUUUCCAUUUUCUAUUAUUAAGCGUAGUCUGUGUUUA